AUGGGCGACGAGAAUUUAGCUGGGCUAGUUGCGGUAGACCACCCCUAUCCACUAAACUCAAACCCAACCACACCUAGUGAUGAGCCAUCAUUUCCCGAGCUUCGAAAUGAUGACGCCGAGUCAUCUUUCUUGUUUGAUGGAGGGACAGCAGGCCAUUCAGUUGAGGAUGACAAUGAUGAUGAACCGGCCGUUGCCAAACCAUUUGUCCGCAUCUCGAGCCCCAACCAAGGAAGUCAACCUGUGUAUCUCGAAGACGACAAGGUAGGGGGGAGUGUCAACUACAAGAUGCAUAAAUUUAGCUUGUAUGAGACAGCUACUCGGUAUUACAUUGUAGGCGGUGAUACGACGGAGAGGCGUUAUCGCAUGCUCAAGAUCGAGAGGACUAGUGACGACUCCGAGCUGAGCAUUACAGAUGAUAAAAUCGUCUACAGCCAGCGGGAGAUGAACCAGCUACUCGACACCAUCGACCACGGCAACAAGGCGACUGGGGGCAUGAAGCUCCGUUGCACCACCUGGGGCCUGUUGGGAUUCAUCAAGUUUACCGGCCCUUAUUACAUGCUCCUCAUUACCAAGAAGUCCACCGUGGCCAUGAUCGGCGGACACUACAUCUAUCAAAUUGAAGGAACAGAGCUCAUUCCCCUCACGCCUGCGAGAUUCAGGGCGGACGGGAGAAACACCGAGGAGCAGCGAUUUCUGGGAAUACUGAACAACCUGGACCUCACACGGUCGUUUUACUACAGUUACUCCUACGAUAUUACGAGUACCCUGCAACAUAACUUGUCCCGAGAGAGGGAGGCGCUCGCGAGGGGCUCCCACAUCCCGGUUCACCACGACUUCAACUCCAUGUUUGUGUGGAAUUCUCACCUCCUCCAACCAGCCGCCAGUGCCUUGCAGGAUCCCUACGACUGGUGCCGUCCCAUCAUCCAUGGAUACAUUGACCAGGCCGGUGCGAGGUUUCUCAAGCGUGGGGCCAAUGACCUGGGAUAUGUGGCAAACGAUGUGGAAACCGAGCAAAUAGUCUCAGAGGCCCUCACGACUUCAUUUCAUGCACCAGGCCCUAAACUGUUUAGUAACCAUCAGUUCACUUCGUACGUGCAACAUCGUGGGAGCAUUCCUCUCCAUUGGACGCAGGAGACGGCAGGCGUAACUCCCAAACCUCCAAUAGAGUUGAACCUCAUCGACCCGUUCUUCGGCGCCGCGGCCUUGCACUUCGACAACCUCUUUGACCGGUACGGAGCUCCUAUUUACGCCCUUGAUCUCGUCAAGGCGAGAGAGCGCAUACCGCGGGAAUCCAAACUACUCGUUGAAUAUACGAAUGCCAUCCAAUACCUAAACCAGUUCCUGCCCUCGGGUAAGAAAAUCAUUCACAAGGCAUGGGAUAUGAGUCGCGCGGCUAAGAGCCGAGACCAAGAUGUUAUCGGCACUCUAGAAUCCAUCGCAGAGGAGGUUGUUACCACCACUGGGUUUUUCCAAAAUGGUGAUGGGGUUGAUGUAACGGGUAGAGUUCAAAAUGGGAUUGCCCGCACCAACUGCAUCGAUUGCCUAGAUCGAACAAACGCCGCUCAGUUCGUGAUUGGAAAGCGAGCGCUCGGGCAUCAGCUUCAUGCCCUGGGUAUUCUGGAGAACACUUCGAUCGACUAUGAUACGGAUGCUGUCAACCUCUUCACUCAUAUGUACCACGACCACGGCGACACUAUUGCCGUCCAAUAUGGUGGCUCCCAACUCGUCAACACAAUGGAGACGUACCGAAAAAUCAAUCAGUGGACAAGUCACUCGAGAGAUAUGAUUGAGAGCUUCAAGCGCUAUUACAACAAUUCCUUCCUCGACGGGCAGCGCCAGGAAGCCUACAACCUCUUCCUCGGCAACUACAAAUUCGUCCAAGGGCAGCCCAUGCUCUGGGAUCUCACAACCGACUAUUACCUACACCACUCUGAUCCCAGAUCAUGGGCAGACAAGGCGAAGCAUAACUAUAUACAUUGGUAUACACCCGAGAACCUUGCCACUCGGGUGCUCCCGAGACUUACACGAAAUUUGCAAAGCCGAGAGAACGUCCUCCAAGCUGUCGUCGAUGAUUACUGGCUAGAAUAUUACCGGCCAUCAACGUUAUCAUCAUUCCUCAAGAUGUUUCCGUAUAAGAUGAACUCCACCAUAAAAUACAUACCCUUCAGGUCGUCGCAAAUGGGAAAAUACGACCUGAGUCCGUUUCGGGUACGAAUGAUCUCGGACAUUGACGACCAGGAUAAGAUCAAGGCGAAGAAAGGGGUAGCUGUUGUGGUCCCAUCUUCUGAUGGUCACGUACCGCCCGACCCUGGAAUAGCUUCCGACAUGGCAAGUAGGGCAUUGGGUGGCAGGGGUAUCUCAAUCCAUCGAUGGUUACAACCCACCCAGCAUGGCUCGUUGGCCGACCACGCCGCUAGCAAAGAAGUAAACGCAACUGACGAAUCGCCCAAGCCGCCCAAGCAGUCGGCCCUAGAGAAAUCGAGAGCCGCACAAUGGACGUUCAAAAAGGCUGUCCACGAGUCCCUGAACCCCACAGUGAGCGCCCAAGAGAUGGAUGACUAUGCCAGAUACAUCGCCCAUCCUCAGAAUCUCCCGCUCGUCGUGUCUGCUAACCUGCCAGAAGAGUAUGAUUCGGAAUACCAGGAAUAUGUAGCUGGCAACUGGCAAUCCAACAGUCUUUUACCGAGCGGAGCGGAAGACCAGAACGAAGUGUAUACGGAAUUAUUGAAGGUCGGUGAGAACCCUUUGACGGUGACGGAGGAAGACGGAGAGAAAAAGCGAUAUAAAGCUUAUCGCAAGUGGCUGCGGGGAAAGUCGUUCUUCAAACAGCAACCAGUCGAUUAA
Molecule: messenger RNA, 2844 nt
Organism: Scedosporium apiospermum
Lineage: Eukaryota; Fungi; Ascomycota; Sordariomycetes; Microascales; Microascaceae
Product: SacI domain-containing protein
Exons: 3
Coding region: 1-2844 (947 amino acids)
Biological process (GO): phosphatidylinositol dephosphorylation
Cellular component (GO): intracellular membrane-bounded organelle
Molecular function (GO): phosphatidylinositol-3,5-bisphosphate 5-phosphatase activity
Source: RefSeq, a predicted model, not a curated record